CAAUUUUUGUGAAGCACACAUUCUAUGAGAAUGCUCUGUUGCAACUUUGCCGGGAAAUUAAAAGUGUUUGUUCUACGAAAAUGUAAUGAUACAUAUGCUUUAACCGCAAUUGUACAAACUCAAGAGAAAGUUUCAAACAUCUAGAACUAUACCAUUCAAGGCAACCAUCAAACGGGAAGAUUUUUUAUUGAAAAAAGAUGGCAUCCCCCCUGGAUACGGUAUCAUUUAUCGUGCCCCAAUGGAAUAUUACCUUACAGCAUGCAACUAUAUGACCACGUUCAGUUUUAUAACGGUAGGUGGAAUCAGUGCCUUCACAUAUAUCAAAAAUUUUCAUGACAUCGUUGUGCCAUUCCAAAUUGAAUACGCAACACUAACAACCAACGAGACAGAUUUACUAUAUUUCCUGGGAUUUUUCAGUUUCAUCAAUAUACUUAUUCGUGUUGCAAUAAACCGUUAUCCAUUGCGUAUUUAUCGCAAAGAAAAACAAUACCUCGCCAUGUUUGAAGGAAAAAUUCCUUUAACUUAUAAGAAACUGAAAUUUUACCAAGGUGAUGUAGUUCCAGUGCCUCCAGGUGGUAUGCUACCUUGGCAGGAGUCUAGGUACAAAAUAAAAGAUAAACAUGUGCUGUUGUUAGAUGAAUACUUUCGUUCACCAUCUGAGUUGAAUACCAUGAUGAUACGUAACAAGACAGUUAAAAAAAGUAGUAACACACUCUGAAUCGAGCUCGUGUGUGGGCUUAGUAGAAAAGAAACUAAAAUUAUUCAAGCAGUUGAAUCAGGUGUUAAUGGGAUUAAUGUAUUUUUUAAGUACACUGAAGUUUAAUAUAUAAUUUCGUCGGAUAAUGUACUGCGUAUGCGUGUUAUAUGUUAAAAUAAAGAAGUCGUACUCUUGGUA
Molecule: messenger RNA, 895 nt
Organism: Anopheles bellator
Lineage: Eukaryota; Metazoa; Arthropoda; Insecta; Diptera; Culicidae
Exons: 4
Coding region: 239-718 (159 amino acids)
Source: RefSeq, a predicted model, not a curated record